AUGCGUGCAGGAUGGCAUCGACGUAUGGCUGAUCCCGACCCGACCCCCGACGACAUUAAUACUAUUGACUGUACUUUAGGGAGAAAGUGGUCAAAACAACAAGUGCUGGACUCGGGGCUAAACUUUGCCCACUAUUUGCUCCGGGAAUGUGAUGUCCGUAAAGAAGAUGUUAUAUGUUUCGCGUCAAACAACUCCGACAUUCACGCCGUGGGUCUCAUCGGCUCUCUCGCCGCCGGACUUAUAUAUUGCUGUCUUGCAGAGCACUCCUCACUCGAUGAAAUCAAGGCUAACAUUGAGAACAUUAAGCCAAAGAUUGUUGUCUGUUUUGAAAAGAACUAUGAUGGUGUACGUAAACUAUGCCAGCAAUUUACAUUUGUUAAAAAACUACUGAUAACAGACCGACCGGCGGACCCCUCCAUCACCACAACGCCAGCACUCGAAGACAUAUUCAGUAAACAACGCGACCAUAGCCUAGACCUACCCGUGCGGACACAACUCAACGAUACGGCCACAUACGGGCUCAGCAGUGGCAGCACCGGUGCUCCCAAGGCUAUCAUCAAAACCAAUGGCAAUCAUUUGGCAACAGUGGAGGCCUUACAGCACAGGGAGAUGCAAUGGAUGGACCAUGAUGAUAUCAUGUUAUCUAGCAACUUUUGUCACGCCUCCGGCCAGCGGUGCCUGUUUUCGGCCAUCAAUGCCGGCGCGCAGUUGGCUAUCGUACGGGUCGAUGAAAAUCUAGAUGAUAUUUACGGCAAUAUUAAUAAAUAUGGCAUAACCACCGGUCUACGCGACGUGACUACAGGUGCGGCACCGAUAGCCGAGGCCACGUUCCGGCGCAUUCAGGACAAGUACGCGUUUGAAAAGUUUAGAAUGUGCUAUGGAAUGACCGAGGUAGGCUGGGUAACACCGGGCUAUCUGAAUAACCCGGAUGAAAAUGCUAAACUGUUUACCGCCGAUGGUUUUCUCAAGAGCGGAGACAUUGGAUAUUAUGAUGAAAAUGGUUUCAUUUAUAUCGUCGGCCGAAUCAAAGACAUCAUUAAUGUUGAAAGGACAAUUGUAACGCCGGCCGAGAUUGAGAACGUAUUGCUAACCCAUAGGGAUGUGAUAAACGCCGCGGUGUUUGGAGUCAGGGAUGAGGACAGGGGUGAAGUUCCCAUGGCUUUCGUAACGCUAGCCCAGGGCUCGACUGUAUCGGCCCAAGAGAUUGUUGAUUACGUGGACUCGCGGGUCAAUUACUAUAAGAAACUGAGAGGUGGUGUACGUAUAUUAGACUCGAUGCCCAUGACAUCGUUGAAAAAGAUUAACCGUGCUGAGUUGAAAAAGCUCAUUGUUAAAUAAAUAAUAUUGUAUUGUAAUUAACGC
Medioppia subpectinata is the source of this 1362-nucleotide messenger RNA. Lineage: Eukaryota; Metazoa; Arthropoda; Arachnida; Sarcoptiformes; Oppiidae. The record is from the annotation of a GenBank genome assembly.